AUGCAUCGAUGUAAUCGAGCAUGCGUUUGCUUGCGCAGACCUUGUUCCUACAAGUACCAUAGUAGUAUCCUCUCUUGCGUUGGUCAGGUGCUUGACGCUGCGUGGCAGGGCUUUCGCCACACACUUCUGGAGGCACAUGCCGACACUGCUGCGGACGAUCCGACAUUAUCAGCACACCUGGAGCUCUUGCAGAAAAUCAAGGCGGAGUCGCCCGGCUGGAGGCCGGCGACUGACUCGAAGACUUUCAGCUCCGAAGGCGUGGACAGCAUCCGCAGCCCAGGCAUGAAGGCAUUGGAGCAGGAGGCCGCCGUCAACACUUCAUGGAGAGCAGAGGCCACCGAUCCGGCGGCACAGAAAUCUGUUCGACACAGGCUGCAGGUGCGGUUGAAUAUCCUCUCCUCACAACAGCUGAUAUCGGGAAAGAAUCUGCAUGAUGCAGUGACCUCUUUGGGUUUGACAACAUACACAGUCGAGGACAUGAAUGACCUGGUGAAUGCAAUGGCAGCCUUUGUCAACCUUCGCUUCGUCAAGCAGCAGGACUCUCAGCUGACACGCGGCCGGUCGACGAACAGCAUGUUCUCGACUCAGGAGCACGAGAACUUGGGCAAGGCAGUUUGGCAGUGGCCAACUAUGGAGAAGGGAGCGCAGACUGAGACGACGACGGCUGAACAUGGAAGCUUCGACUUUAAUGUCGUGCCUGCCAAAGCGCUCAUGGACAUCUUUCUCCGGAAGGAUGCAGAGAUUCAACGGCGCAUCUUUGCAGCCCGCUCGAUAAAACAGUUUCAGGCCAUGAGGGAGAUUCUUCUGGCCGGCGACACAAACAAGCUGGUGGCCGAGCUGACGUUCGUCCGUAUCAACGACUUGGCCGCACCGCCAGAGGCCGUGGACGCAUUGUUCUACAUCGAGCCUGUGGUCUGCAUGCUGAUUCUGGUGAACGGUAUUCUGAUCGGCUUCCAGACGGACCCCCGCUUUGAGCACUGGCCCGGCUGGCCUUACGUGGAGCUGGUCUUCGCCGUUCUUCUGGUGCUGGAAUGCUGCAUGCGAGUCUGGCUCUCCGGGGGCCCUUGGGGCUUCUUCUGCUCGUCUGAGCGGCUCUGGAACCUGUUCGAUCUGUUUUUGGUAUGCACAGCAGUCACGGACGUGGUUUUCCAGCUCACCAUGCAGGAGAACUCGGACAUGUUCGGUGCCUCACUGUUACGAUUCUGCCGCCUGAUACGGCUGGUUCGUGUGGUGAAAGUAUUCCGCUUGAACUACAUGAAGGAGCUGCGUCUCAUGAUCAAGGGCUUGGUUGGUGGGAUCCGCACUCUGCUGCUCGCCUUCGCCCUGCUGUUUGCAGUCCUCUAUGUUAUCGCCGGGUUCGCCACGAUGACCAUCGGGCGUGAUAGUCGCACUCCAGGAGACCUCCAAGGCCACUUCGAGAACAUCCCGCAGUCCAUGUUCACUUCCUUUCGGUGCUUCUCGGGCGAGUGCUUCGCCGACACAGGUGCACCCAUUGCCUCGGUAAUGUCCUCUGUCUUUGGCUGGCCCUUUGUCCUCUCCUACGUGCUGAGUUACAUGCUUGUCUCCAUGGGAAUCUUCAAUGUGAUCCUUGCAGUGUACGUGGACAUCACCAUGCGCGCAGCCAAGGAGACGGAAGCUACGACGGCGGAGCAGUACUCACGAGAGUCCAUCCGCAUUGCUCGGACCACUCGUGAGCUUCUCAAGAAGUUCGCCGAGGCAUAUCGCCUUUUCCACGACUCGCAUGAGGUUGGUCGGCUGAAUUUGGCAACAAGCUCGUUCACCGAAGACAUCCACGACAACAUUGCCAUUACCAAAGAGCUCUUCCUGCUAGUAAUUCAGGACCAGAGUGUUCAGAAGCUCAUGAACGACUUGGACCUUCCAUCAGACCGGGCAAACCUCUUCGAGGUAAUCGAUGCUGAUGGGUCUGGAACGCUGCACGUGACUGAGCUUGUACAAGGUUUGCUCAAGAUCCGUGGGGAGUUGACCAAGAGUGACACAGUUGCCACGCUUUUGACGGCGCAGGCAAUUCAAGGAAUGCUUGCAGACCUGAAGAGCGAGCAAGCACGGUUUAGGGAGGUCGUGCUGCAGUCCAUGGCCACUUUACGAUUUGCAUCCGUCCAGCGGGGAGGCCACCAAGCGUACCCGCACGACGAUCCAAAGGUGAUGGAGACGUAUGCCUCCAGCGAAGCGCCCUCCGAGGAAGCACAUGCCCUCGGCAACCAUGGGCUUGACAAUGUACGCUCGAGAAAGCCACCCGCACUUUCGCCUACACCAGAAGGUGCCAUCCCGCGAUUCCAAGCAGCUGAGGCGGACGUGCUGGAGACGCCGAUGUCCGCGGUGUCCAUUGGUGUCCGGUGUCGUGACAUCUGA
Messenger RNA from Symbiodinium sp. CCMP2592, 2370 nucleotides. NCBI's taxonomy places the organism in Eukaryota, Dinophyceae, Suessiales, Symbiodiniaceae. The record is from the annotation of a GenBank genome assembly.